Messenger RNA from Musa acuminata AAA Group (dessert banana), 3798 nucleotides. RefSeq lists its product as uncharacterized. Gene Ontology annotation, molecular function: RNA-DNA hybrid ribonuclease activity; nucleic acid binding. The record is from RefSeq and is a predicted model, not a curated record. The coding region runs from base 1 to 3798 and encodes 1265 amino acids. Gene Ontology annotation, biological process: DNA integration. Lineage: Eukaryota; Viridiplantae; Streptophyta; Magnoliopsida; Zingiberales; Musaceae. The transcript is spliced from 3 exons.
AUGGCGUUGCUCCUCGGGCUCAAUCAGAAGGAGGACGAGCCCCUCUCCCAUUUUGUGAACCGAUUUAUGACCCAAAUCCAUGGAUUGUCGGACGCUCACCCCUCUUUCUUGAUGCAGGCAUUCAUGAUAGGCCUCCGACCCUCCAAAUUCUUCUGGUCGCUCGUGGAGCGACCCCCCGUCGCGGUCCUCGAGAUGCUCCAGCGUGCUAGUCAGUUUAUCGCCGCGGAGACUUGGAUGGCUGGAAGGCGGGAGGAACACAAAAAGGUUAAGUCAGAGCCGCCCCGACAGCAACAACCCGCCGCCUCUCGGCGAAAGUUGGACAGAUCCGACCCAAGGCUUCCUCUUCCCGCCUUGAAUUCGUCCCGGACUGAAAUAUUCCUACACGAGAAGGGGAAAGGGCUGCUCAAGGACCCUCGCCCGAUGAGGAACCCACGGGAGCUCGCGGACCGAUCAAGAUAUUGCCGAUUUCAUCGGCAACACGGGCACAACACUAAGCAAUGCUACGAAUUGAAGAAGCAAAUCGAGGAGCUUAUCCUCAGAGGACACCUCAGCCAGUACCUCCGGCUGAACAAAGAACAGUCUCCUCGCCCAGAGGGCCCCGUCGAGCGGCACAUCGAUGUGAUAGCCGGGGGUCCCGCAUUAGGAGGAGGCUCUACGUCAGGCAGGAAGGCGUAUGCUCGAGCCGCCCCCGACGAAGCCUCGGGGCACGAGCCGGAGCCCGAGAUUACCUUCCCAACCGGUGCUGCCGAGCAACCCAACCACGACGACGCCCUGGUGAUAUCCGCCAGGGUAGCCAACGCACAUAUGAGGAGGAUCAUGGUCGACACAGGGAGCUCGGCCGACAUACUCUACUUCGACGCCUUUCAGAAGCUAGGCUUGGCCAGGAGAAACCUAAGCCCGAUGUGUUCGGCGCUUACCGGUUUCACGGGAGAUUCAAUAUCGCCCCUGGGGGCCAUUACUUUGCCCUUGACUCUGGGGACCCCGCCGAGGUCGAAGACGGUGAUAACCACUUUCCUGGUGGUUGACCUCCUUACCGCUUACAAUGCCAUACUAGGUCGGCCGACCCUCAACAAAGUCAGAGCGGUUGUCUCGACCUACUACCAGACCAUUAAAUUCCCGACUCACGAUGGAGUCGGGGAAGCCACAGGAAGCCCCCGAGAAUCCCGGCGGUGCUACCUUACCGCUGUAUCAUUGGGCAAGAAAACCAGGACCAAGUCACCCCUGGCAGAUCCGUGGGAAACGAAAAAACUGACUCCUCAUCCCCAUCCGACGGGGUCCACCGUCGACAUUCCCUUGAUAGAAGCCCGACUAGACCAGACCGUGAAGAUCGGAUCGGAACUACCUGAGCAAGAACGGAAGCAAUUCGUCGGUCUCCUACGGGAAAAUGCCGACGUCUUCGCCUGGUCCCCAUCGGACAUGACGGGCGUCGACACAGGGAUCGUGGAGCACCACCUCAACAUCCCACUUGACGCCCGCCCGGUAAAACAAAAGGCCUGGCGCCAGGCUCCUGACCGACAGCGUGCAAUACAAGAGGAGGUGGACCGGCUCCUAGCCGCGGGCUUCAUAGAAGAAACCAAAUAUCCUCAGUGGCUAUCCAAUUUAGUUCUCGUGAAGAAACACAAUGGAAACUGGAGAAUGUGUGUCGACUACACCAGUCUCAACGAUGCAUGCCCUAAAGACUGCUACCCCCUCCCGAAGAUCGACCAGCUGGUCGACGCAAUGGCCGGUCACGCGCGACUCUCUUUUAUGGACGCCUACUCAGGGUACAACCAGAUCAGGAUGGCGCCCGGAGACAGAGAGCACACGGCCUUCCUUACCAAUCAAGGCGUGUACUUCUACAAAGUCAUGUCGUUCGGGCUGAAAAAUGCUGGGGCCACAUACCAGAGAACGGUAAACAAGAUGUUCUCACAUCAAAUAGGGAGAAACAUGGAGGUCUACGUGGACGACAUGAUCGUGAAAAGCCAGGAGGCCGUAACACACGUAGCCGACCUGGCCGAGGCCUUCGCCACGCUACGCAAGUACGGCAUGCGGCUUAACCCCACAAAGUGCGCUUUCGAUGUCACAUCCGGGAAGUUCCUCAGGUUCAUCGUGCACGAGAGAGGAAUCGACGCUAACCCGGAGAAGGUUCAAGCUAUAAUCAACAUGCAGUCUCCCCGGACGGUUAAAGACCUGCAGCGACUUAACGAAAGAAUUGUCGCUCUGUCUCGCUUCCUCACCCGAUCGGGCGAUCGCUGCCUCCCAUUCUUCAAGGCGCUCAAGAGCCCGAAGAGCUUACAGUGGACACCAGAAUGCGAGGAAGCUUUCAAACAAAUAAAACAGCACAUGGCCAGCCUCCCCCGGCUCGCCUCCGUCUCUCCGGGCGAGAAGCUAGGCCUCUACCUGGCGGCCUCCCAGCAUGCAGUCAGCUCCAUCCUGGUCAAGGAAAGCUCCGGCCAACAACUCCCGAUCUACUACGUCAGCCACGUCCUAAGUGGACCUGAGGAGCGACGGCUCCUCAAAUGGGCAGUGGAGCUCGGCGAACAUGACAUAAGCUACUCGCCUAGGACCGCCAUCAAGGCUCAGGUGGUAGCGGACUUCAUUGCGGAGCUGACACAGCUGGAGAACGCAGAUUUCGAACAAGCCCCAGAAGCUUGGACCCUGCACGUUGAUGGCUCGGCGAACCCAAAGGGCGCCGGCGCAGGGCUGGUCCUCCUCGCCCCUGAUGGACGCUCGUUCGAGCGAUCCCUUCGGUUCGGAUUCAAAGCCACCAACAACGAGGCGGAGUACGAGGCGCUCCUGGCAGGGCUGAAGCUGGCCCUCGAGAUGCAGGUGGCCGCGAUACGCGUCCUCACCGACUCGCAACUUGUGGCCGAGCAGCUCAACGGCGGAUACGAGGUUCGGGACACGACCAUGGCGAAAUACCUGGCACGGGUAAGGGACCUAACCGCCAAGUUUCGCUAUUUCACACUAUCCAACGUUCCGAGGGAGGAGAACGAGCGGGCCGACGCACUAGCCAAGCUGGCGUCAAAACCGACCUCCGAAACAUGGCCAGAGAUCGAGGAGCUCCCUGCCCGCGUCGUCGAAAUAGCAACUACAGCCCCAAGCGGCGCGCCAACCACAUGGGUACAAGAGUUGCUGUGCUUCAAGCGAGAUGGAACCCUCCCCCUCGACGAAGUCGCGGCUCGGCGCCUGCGUCGCACGCACGCGUGGUACACCGUGGAGUGUGGUCGCCUCUACAAACGGUCCUUCACCUACCCCCUCCUGCGAUGCUUAGAGCCCGACGAAGCCCAGAUGGUCCUAACCGAAACCCAUGAGAGGGACGCCAAAGCCUACGUUCGGCGGUGCAGUUCGUGCCAGCAGCACGCCCGCGCACCCCGACAGCCCGCGGUCCCGCUCAGUCCCAUCGACUGCGCGUGGCCAUUCACGCAGUGGGGUUUGGACCUGCUCGGGCCCUUCCCACUAGCCUCCGGACAACGGAAGUACAUAAUUGUGGGGGUGGACUAUUUCACGAAGUGGGUCGAGGCCGAAUCGCUAGCAACAAUCACAGAACACCAAGUAGAGAAAUUCGUGUGGAAGAACCUUGUAACUCGGUUCGGGUUGCCAAAGGCCAUUAUCACGGACAAUGAACCUCAGUUUGCCGGCAGAAGAUUCCGGGAGUUCUGUGUCGAUAAUGGCAUCCAGCUGAAGUUCAGUUCGGUGGCCCAUCCUCAGACCAACGGGCUAGCGGAGGUAACCAACCGGUCCAUCCUGGAUGGACUCAAAAGAAGAGUGACGGCAGCCCGAUCGACCUGGACAGAUGAACUCCCCAGCGUGCUGUGA